UAGAGUUUGUGUGCAGCUUUAUUAUUUUUGAAAGCAUAAUAUUCACUACAGCCGAGAAAUCACGCGAAAUUUAUGAAACAAAAACCAAGUUGGUUUAAUCUGUGGAUUAUUCAUUUACGUAAACCGUGUAUGGAUUACGGAGAUUGCAGUGCUGUGUGCUUGUGUAUUUGUACUAACCGUGUUAAGCACACGAUUAGUACAAAUACACAAUUGAUUUUCAAAAAGUGAUUGUAACGGAAAGUGUUAAAAUAUAGUGAUUGUGAUUUUAACGAAACUUAUUAACAUUUGGCUGUUUACGUAGAAUUCGAGGCAAUACAGCAGUAAUGUACAUAAUAAGUGAAGUGCUAGUGCACUGAGUAGUGUAGUGAUGUGCUCGUAAACUGGGGGCUAUGAAGCGCCUUGGGCCCACGUUGAUCUGGCUUACAGCAAUCAUGCUGGGGAUAACCACAGCUUACACCGACACUGAGGAGUUCCUCAGCGAUCUAGACAAACCAGUACCAACUUUAGACGUCCAGGGAGUGCUGGGCAAAAAAGCUUCACUUCCUUGUGAUAUACAGCCUCUACACUCGGACGACGCAGUUGUUAUGGUACUAUGGUUUAAGGAGUCGGAUGGAGAACCAUUGUAUAGUUUUGACAUCCGAGGACGGUCCUAUAACCAACCAAAGCUCUGGUCUUCCCCACUGGUGUUCGGAAAUCGGGCGUAUUUCCGCGGGGCAGCAACACCAGCAGUUCUCACGGUUGACAAUGUAACUGCGAUGGAUGCUGGAGUGUAUAGAUGCCGAGUAGAUUUCAAAAACUCUCCCACUAGAAAUCUUAAAGUUAAUUUCACUGUUAUAAUACCUCCGAGCCGUCCAGCGAUAUACGACGCAAAUAGAAGAGAUAGGACCAAACUCGUGGAGCCCUAUAACGAAGGAUCCAAUGUUUUAUUGAUCUGCGAAGUUGACGGAGGCCGACCAAGACCUCGAGUUAUAUGGUAUCUUGAGAACGUGGUGAUCGAUGACUCAUGUGACCAGCGAUCCGACGGUAUCACUGUCAACUCCCUGACAUUCCCCAAUAUAGGAAGGCAACAUCUGAAUGCGAGACUAGUGUGCCAGGCUUCUAAUACUAAUUUGGCGCCACCGGAGACCAAAGUUUUAAUAUUAGACAUUAAUUUGAAACCAAUCACAGUAAAUAUAUUGAACAAAGAAAAACAAGUAUCCGCCGACAAAAGAUACGAAAUAGAAUGCAAGACGACUGGUUCGCGGCCCGACGUUUCAGUAUCCUGGUGGAAGAACAAUAGACAACUCAAGCGGAUGGCGAAAAAUUUCUCUGAGAACAAUGAGACACUAAGCGUGCUCAGUUUAGUACCGAGUGUUGAAGAUGAUGGGAAGUACUUGACGUGCCGCGCGGAGAAUACACACAUCCCGGACUCAGCUAUUGAAGACAAAUGGAAGCUUAACGUGCAGUAUGUACCUAUUGUAGAUUUGAAGAUGGGAUCAAAUUUGAAUCCAGACGAAAUAAAAGAAGGUGCUGAUGUAUACUUCGAAUGCACUGUCAAAGCAAAUCCAAAAUCACACAGACUAGUUUGGUAUCACGGUCAUAACGAAAUAUUCCACAAUGACUCUGCGGGUAUAAUUCUGAGCUCCCAAAGCCUAGUACUACAGAGCGUAACGCGGAGCGCGGCUGGAGACUACACUUGUGUGGCAGCUAAUAGUGAAGGAAAGGGAACAAGCAAUCCUGUAUCUUUAUUGGUGCGAUAUGCACCAGUGUGCGCGGAACGUCGUGAUAGCGAGCUUUUUGGUGCGCUAAAGCAUGAGACGGUCAUGUUGCACUGCAGUGUUGACGCAAAUCCAGCUGUUGUAUCCUUCCAUUGGACUUUUAACAACUCUGGCGAACAGACUGAAUUACCUCCACGGUUAUCCAGCGUUUUAGGACACACGUCUACUUUAAAUUAUACGCCCAGUACUGACAUGGAGUAUGGGACAUUGGCUUGCUACGGCGAAAAUUCUGUAGGCCAUCAAAAGGUGCCUUGCGUUUUUCAAUUAGUGGCUGCAGGUCGGCCUUUUCAAGUACAGAACUGCACAGUAGCAAAUCAGAGUUUGGAUUCAUUGUUUGUGGAGUGCGUCGAGAAUUUCGAUGGUGGUCUGCCACAGACAUUCCUCAUGGAGUUGCUUGAGCUACCAUCGCUAACUGUCCGUUAUAAUGUAUCUACAAAUAAAACUCCACCGGUCUUCGAAAUCCGUAGCCUUCGUUCAGGAGUCAGUUAUAGAAUCGACUUGUACGCGGUCAACGCUAAGGGCAGGAGUGAUGUCACUACCAUAGAACAUGUCACUCUAAGGGGGCAAGCUAAGUAUACAGGUGAAAGUGUCUCUUUUGGAAUAUCGCCGGUGUUGGCAUCAAUAGCAGCAAUGUCUGCGCUGCUUGCCACUGCGCUGUGUGGCGUGUUAGCUAUACUAUACCGUCGGCAUGCCAGACAUAGACACAUGCCUGCAAAACACUCGCCUUUGAAUGAGGCUACCUAUAAUGAUCGGACGGGACAAUGUUCUACUCCUGUGAAGCAAGAGGCUUGCAAUGAAGGAAGCAAUGUGGGAUCGGGAGUCAGUGGAGCAAGUAGAGCGCUACUAAGGGAAGACCUCGGCGACGACGCCGAUCCAGACAUUAUACCAUACCUAUACGACCGUCGUCCAGUCUCGAAUGGAUAUAUGAGCUUACAGCGUCCCUUGUCCAACAACAAACUGACCAAGAACGAUGGCUUGAGAUCGGAGCUUGACGGUGCGGGCUACUAUGACUUCCGGAAGAAGGACUACAGGAUUCCUUUGACUAGUCAGUCAUACCAUAGUCUAGGACGAGCAAACAAGGGAGUAACGACAAGCCCCAAUUCCGGCAGCGGCGUCACAUCAUCUUUGACCGCACAUCGCCUGCGACCAGAAGUGGUUACCACCUCACAUCGCGUGCAAGAAAGCUGUAUAUAAAUGCAUUACAGCAUUGUUGUGACAUCUAGAUAGAAGAAUAGGUAAAUGUUCUUUGGUAUGAAAACUUUACUCCGUGUACCAAAAACCUUAUUAUAGCAGUAUUUCCAAAAAUUUGAAAUAGAAAAAUAGAUCCCAAGAAAUAUUAAAUGUAUUCAAUUCUUGGGAUACAACAAUAGAGAAAUAUGAUUUUUAUUAUUUGUAUUUAAAAAAUUAAGUGUCAUAAAAAAAUUAUAUAGUAUUUAGAUUUUAAUAUUGGGACGCCAAGCUAAACAGGUUCACGCUUUUCAGACCUACUUAGAGUAAAUAUUUUUUUUGAGUAAGGUAUGUCAUAUUGUAUUUCCAUGAUCACAUUCAUCUUCUUCGAAUAAAAUAAAUAUUCACUUCUUCGUUGGAUGUCAUAUAUUUUAGAUGCAAAUUUCUUCUUAAAAGCCCUCAAUAAUGUCAUAAGUAGACCAUUCUGUUAUUAAGAAGAAAUUACUUUGAUCUAAAUAAUAUAAUCAUGAAAAUGCUCAAAAUCCCUCCGAUGUUAAUAUAAUCAGCUGACUGUGUUUUUAUUUUGAGUUUAGUUAGUUAGUUUUUUUUUGAUAGAGUUCUUAAUUUAAUUAAAAUAUUUUUGUAUUUAUUUUACCUUUCCAAUUGUUUACAGUUUACUAUAUAUCGCAUGUAUUUAUUUGCAUAUUAAUUAGAUGUUUAUAAACUUUCACUGCAGUUAUUCAAAUCUAACACUUAUAAAUUAACAAGGUGUCGUGAUCGUUUCUCGUAACCACGUGAAUUUUUCUUAUUUUGGUUACUUUGCUUAGUAUUUGUGGUCCACUUAUCAUUGUUAGUACCGUAUAGAUGUGCGAUCUUUGAUAUGAUCCCAGGAGUAACAAAAUCAGGAAUGUUUUAAUAUACUUAAACUACACUUUAUUGAUUGUAUUACCUGAACCGUUAUUAAACAUAAUAUAUUAUAUUAUAUUUAAGCCCUGUUUUGUGUUAUUUACUUUAA
Messenger RNA from Pieris brassicae (large cabbage white), 3939 nucleotides. Its product is annotated as immunoglobulin superfamily member 10-like. Lineage: Eukaryota; Metazoa; Arthropoda; Insecta; Lepidoptera; Pieridae. The record is from RefSeq and is a predicted model, not a curated record. The transcript is spliced from 19 exons. The coding region runs from base 390 to 2951 and encodes 853 amino acids. Gene Ontology annotation, molecular function: protein binding.